AUGGCACCUCGAGAUUGUAUCGUGGGCAAACGGCUCUCUGUGAAAUCCAGCAUACAGGAGGAAAUAUUGAGCAUGAAACAAUGCUUGAAAAUCUGCAACGAUGCCAAGAGGCAAAUGGCUCUUGACCGUGUAAACGUUUUCCAAGAUUUUACCAUGGCCGACAACAGUGAUCAAAUUAUUGUGUCGACGUUGAGUGAUCUGAUGGUCGCCAAGCACGUCACACUAGGCGCUAGAUCGAAACAAUGGCUUCGGCAAAUGAGCGAUGCUUCCCUCCUGCAAUUCUCAAAGAGUCUCGGCUGA
Messenger RNA from Exophiala aquamarina CBS 119918, 300 nucleotides. RefSeq lists its product as uncharacterized. The transcript has a single exon. The coding region runs from base 1 to 300 and encodes 99 amino acids. NCBI's taxonomy places the organism in Eukaryota, Fungi, Ascomycota, Eurotiomycetes, Chaetothyriales, Herpotrichiellaceae. The record is from RefSeq and is a predicted model, not a curated record.